CUCAUCUCGACGCCAAUAUUGUAAAGUGAAUCUAUAUAUUCCACCUAUUCGUCAGGUGCAAGAUAUUUUUCAAAAACCAUCACCGCCACUCACAUGGUGUUAAAUGUAGUUUAGUGUUCUUUUUUUUGGUGACUUAAUUUUGGAUUACCUUUUGCCAUGUGGUCACAACAGGUAUUUGUUGCAUUGCUGUCGGCUUGCUUGACUUUGCAACAUGUUGUUGCUGUUGUCAAUAAUGGCCAAAACAAGAAGAAUGAAGAAUCAUUGAAAACCGUUGCCGAGACUAAAGAGAGCGACAAAGCCAAUGAGAAUGCGGGGGAUUUGGUGGCGGAAAGUUCCGAGACGUCCAACCGAAGGGACGCUUCAAUUCUCGACUCAUAUGGAGUUCCCAGCUUGACCUCCGCUAGUGGAGCAUCGGUGAACUUGCCAAUACCUGUCUAUGGGGUUCCGAAUGCGCCAUCUAAUAAUGUGGUUUAUCCCGGACCUCCUCCAGAUAUACCUCCACCUCCUCCUAAAAUAUCACCGGCUCCCUUAUACGGACCACCAAAGCUAGGGAAUGUAUACGGAGUACCACAACUGCCGCCAAUCACCAAAGGAUAUGGAGCUCCAUUAAACAUAAAAUAUGGGGCGCCGGCAUAUCCACUCAACCAGUUUUCGUUUAAUUUGAGCCCACCCAAGCCCAUUUACGGUCCACCUAAAGGCGUGUAUGGACCUCCAGUCAAGCCUUUGAAGUACCAUAAAUACCCUCCAAAGAAUUUCAACUUCAGGCCCCCAAAGCCCGUAUACGGCGCCCCAAUCAUAUCCGGUUUCAAAGAUAAUUUCAACUACAACAAAAUUAAAUCCAACAACUACCUGAACACCAAAAACUUCAAUAAUAUUUUCGCGAGUAAUGUGCUGAACAAUAACGCUUUCUCGACGAAUUCGUUCUCGAAUUUAUAUUCUGGCGUAUCCAGCUUGAAUCAUCAAUAUGGAGCCCCAAUUUUGCCCCCCAAAGUUCAAUUUGGAGGGCACAAUGUGGGAAUAUCCACGCAAUAUGGAGUUCCGGAGAAAGUGAUCGAAUCAGGGCCUCCACUCACGGCCUACGGACCUCCACAGCCCUCAUCAAACCCCAAGCCGCCACACCCAGGCGCUCCAGCACCACCUACACCUCCAGAUAUCAAAUAUGAUGGAUGGCAGCCAAUCCCUGGUCUGGUUUCUAAACGCCCUGAAGAGGAAAUACAUCAUAUCACAGCGGAAGGUUCCGGGUACCAUGAUUUAUCUCCACCUCCUCUUGGUAACGGUCAUAAUCAGCUAGGUAACUCCUACGGAGCUCCAGCUGUAACUUUAGAUGUCAGUCACGGGAAUGGCCUUAGUGACUCAUACGGAGUGUCUUUGAAUGCAAUAACUGGAUCUAAGGGAGUGAGUGACUCUUACAGCGCUCCUUUGGGCACAGUGACCGGAAGUGGAGGAAUUGUAGCAUCCUCAGGGGAUGAAGCCCAUCAUGCUGGAAGUCACUCCAGCUCACAUAGUAACUCCCAUGGAAUCAAUCUGGAUCUGAGUUCAGUAGGCGGAGCUCACGGCUCUGAUAUCCAAGCAGUUAAGAGCGUGGAGUACAACAUAAGCCCUCAGGGCCACUCCGGUGGCAACGGACAUCAAAUAUCAGACGUAUACGGUGUUCCUCAUGCUGAUGCGUUUUCCUCUUCCAACUCAUACAACAGUUUAGAGUCCGCCUCGCAGACCUACAAGGGCAGUUUCAACUCACACAGCCAUAAGUCAUCUCAUUUCGCUAACUCAGACAUAGGCUUAAUUCCGCCAAGUGGCAUUUAUGGAGCGCCCCCAAGUAACCAGUACGGGACACCUUUGUACACGAAUAGCAACUACAAAACAUCUAGUCGGCCAGGAUUUUACGCCGAUGCUGGAAAAGGACACUCAUAUUUGCCGCCAGUCCAACCUCUGAAGUCCUAUGGAGUGCCAAGUGGAUCAACAGCUAUUUCUUUCCAAAACGUUGCUCAUGGUUCCGCAACUGCUGGGAUUGACCUACAGCAUAGUGGCUUGAACAUUGAAGGCGCUAGCGCGUUGCCAUUGACCAGCUACAAUGUCCCACUGGGAACUAUUGAUGGAAAUUAUGCUCUUCCAGAAUCCAAUGGAGAUAUCAGUGUGUCCUUAGACUUCUCACAUCCCCCGCUUACUAUAGACUUAACAGACGGCAAGCAGGACCGCGAUUGCUACAAUAAACAGCAACUGCAGGUGCCUUCACUGGCAUAUGGCGUGCCUUCUGCGGACAGUUAUACUUCUUCACUUUCUAGCCUGACUACGAAUAUUGCCACCUCUCACGCCCAAAGCAUUGUUCCACCAUCUUCGUAUGGAGCACCCGAUUUGGUUCCGCCUCAAGCUCAAAUUUCAGUGCCAUCAUCCCAAUAUGGAGUGCCAGAUUUAGCUCAUAGUGCAUCCUUUAAAACUGAAGCAAAGGUGAAUUCGGUAGCAGAAAGUGAAGAAACUCAUGGAAAAAACUAUGGAAAAUCUGUAGCUGCCAGUUUCGGGCCGAAUAGCGAGCUGGUAGAGUCCCAGUCUCUCGACCUGAAUAAUAUUCCAAUACAAGGCAAUUUGGGAAGUUACACCCUUCAAAUUCAAUCAGCCGAUGGAGCCCCCGGUCAAGUACCACACACUCAGGUGUUAAAUGAAGGUUUAUUGCAAUCUAUACUUCAAGCCAUUGAACAGCCAGGCAAACAAGGCCAAAAUACAAAGUAUCCGAUUGUUUUGCAGCCCAGCGUUGAGCGGAACAAUUACUCGAUUAAUGAGACUAUCAGUAAUUUGGACGGUUCAAGUCCACAGGCCUCCGAAAUAAGCGAAGUGAUCGUUGAAGCACCAAAAGACAGUAAUUUGGGGGAUAAAUCCGAUAACGUUGACAGCGAAGAGUCUUUACAACUCUUAGACACGAGCAAUAUUGCCCUGUAUUAUAAGAAUGACGACGAUUCGAAAAAGGUAGACGCCGAAGAGAAAGCGGAUGAAAACAGUGUCGAUAAUGAGAGUAAUUAGUUUCUUUAAGACAAGAAUAUCUAGUGAGUUCGGCUUUUAAUUCCACAAUCGGCAACAACAACUGCUUCAUCGGGAAACUGAACGCAUUCACUGCCAAGGUGAUGAAAUUGCUCAAAACAUCAACAUAACAUUGCCAUUUUCAAGUUUAAAUAGGAUAUCUACGAUUGUUAAAAACCAAAUUUAGUAUCUAAAAACCUCUAGAUCACACAUAACAAUCUGUACAUAUUACUCUUAAGUUACAAAAAAUGUGUUAGUAUAUUUAAACCUAAAAUAGUCGUAAUAUAAUAAUUAUUUAUUUUUGUUAUUUAUGUUAAAGUUGAAGAUAAUAAAUAUUUGAUUUUGA
Messenger RNA from Dendroctonus ponderosae (mountain pine beetle), 3355 nucleotides. RefSeq lists its product as uncharacterized. The transcript has 2 exons. The coding region runs from base 157 to 3012 and encodes 951 amino acids. NCBI's taxonomy places the organism in Eukaryota, Metazoa, Arthropoda, Insecta, Coleoptera, Curculionidae. The record is from RefSeq and is a predicted model, not a curated record.